CCCCCACUCAAAUUGAGCGAAGCUCUUCCAAACAGUUUCAGAAAAAUAUCAGAAACAGAGACAUGGAAACGGCGUCGUUUAAUCCUUCUUCUCCGGCCAAUCUGCCGUCGUUUCUCCUCCUCUUCGUCACGGUAUACCUCGUCGGCUACUUCCUCAUCUUCCGCUCGUGGAAAUCAUCUCAUCUAGGCGCCAGCUGCUUAAUGUCGCUGUUCCACGGCACCCCCGCCGUCGUACUAGCUUCUCACGCUCUGCUAAUAACCCCACGCGCCGUCGCAUCUCCCAACACCGCCGUGGAAUCCUCCGUCCUCGACUUCAGCAUGGCGUACUUCACGAUCGAUCUCCUACACUACCUCAUCUUCCUCCCGAGCGAUUUCCUCUUCAUCCUCCACCACAUCGCGACGCUCUACGUCUUCGCCACGUGCCGAUUCGCCGUAGGUCACGGGGCUCACGCGCUCCUCCUACUCUUGGUCUUGGCGGAGGCGACGAGCGCGUGCCAGAACGUGUGGACGAUCGCUGGGUACAGAAAGAACGACGUCGUGCUGGCGAGGAGGGUGAGAGAGCUUUUGUCUCCUCCUUUCUACUUGUUCUACACUGUGGUUCGUGGAUUGGCGGGUCCGGUGGCUCUGUACGAUAUGGCGUCGUUUUACGGAAGCGGAGCGGCGGAGGGAGCGAUCCCACGGUGGGCGUGGAUAUCGUGGCUUUUUGUGAUUGGCUCUGCUAUUGUGCUUAGUGUUUUGUGGGUUUUACGAAACUGGGUUGAUUGGUUUAGGGAGAUAAACUCUGGCAAGAAAUUUAAAUGACUUCUAUUUAUUUUAUCAACGUUUGGUUGAUAGAACUCUAGAUAUAACAGUGUUCAUAAUAAAUUUAUUUGAUUGUAUUUGUGUAAUGUAUAUCAAUGAUGAUAACAUUGUUAAAAGCUUA
Messenger RNA from Brassica oleracea var. oleracea, 921 nucleotides. RefSeq lists its product as uncharacterized. The record is from RefSeq and is a predicted model, not a curated record. The coding region runs from base 63 to 800 and encodes 245 amino acids. Gene Ontology annotation, cellular component: membrane. Lineage: Eukaryota; Viridiplantae; Streptophyta; Magnoliopsida; Brassicales; Brassicaceae. The transcript has a single exon.